Molecule: messenger RNA, 945 nt
Organism: Postia placenta MAD-698-R-SB12
Lineage: Eukaryota; Fungi; Basidiomycota; Agaricomycetes; Polyporales; Adustoporiaceae
Exons: 2
Biological process (GO): dUTP catabolic process; dUMP biosynthetic process
Molecular function (GO): magnesium ion binding; dUTP diphosphatase activity
Source: RefSeq, a predicted model, not a curated record
GGCGCAACAGGAAUCUUCAUCAGCCCGAGAUUUGUCCGAGAGCAUCGACUUCGGACAGAGCCCCUUCCCCGACCCAUCCCCGUCUUCAACGUGGAUGGAACUCCGAACAAGGAAGCACUCAUCACGCGAAGAGCCCUCUUAUCUUACAAGAUAAGCGGAGAACCCCGAUUUGUCAAAGCCUACGUCGCCAGCAUCGGCAAAGAAGACAUCAUCUUCGGCCAUACCUGGCUCAAGCUCGAAAACCCCAAGAUAGACUGGAAGACUGGACGAGUUGAGCUAAACCACCGGUGGACGAAAGACGAGACCAGGGCCUGGAAGAUGGACCUGUACCAAAGGCGAGUGGCUCGGCUAGAACUGAAGAAGGCCGUAACUACCCCACUCCCAGAACCAACGGAGGACGAAUUCAUUGUCAUCUCCACCUCGGAGCACGCAACCCUUCCCGAACGAAAGACUAGCGGCGCAGCAGGAUAUGACAUCUCUGCUGCGCAUCAACUUACCAUCCCUGCCCGACGACGAGGCCUGGAAAUUGAUGUCGCUGCAGGAGUAAUCAACUCCGAUUACCGAGGCAAGGUCUCAGUCCUGCUGGUCAACAACUCCGAGCUCCCGUUCACCAUCAAAACUGGCGACCGAGUUGCCCAACUCAUCCUUGAAAGGAUAAGCACCCCACCAGUAACGCUAACCGACUGCAUCGACGAAACAGAACACGGGGAGGAUGGGUUUGGGUCAACGGGUAUUGCGUCCAUCGAAGAACAAGCAGAGGACAUCGACGACGAUGAGUUCAUCAUUUCCUACUUAUCAGGAACACCGAUGAUCACCAAGUACGAGAAACAGGAAUCCUUGGCAGUAAGGGAUGUUCCGCUCAAGGAGCGACUCCCCGAACUCUCGUCCAGCUACAAACGACUCCACAAUGGCAUGAUCUGGAAGAUCCACCACAACAUUAGGUGA